Columba livia (rock pigeon) is the source of this 1679-nucleotide messenger RNA. It is a transcript of the gene PROZ, whose product is annotated as protein Z, vitamin K dependent plasma glycoprotein. Gene Ontology annotation, molecular function: serine-type endopeptidase activity; calcium ion binding. Gene Ontology annotation, biological process: blood coagulation; proteolysis. NCBI's taxonomy places the organism in Eukaryota, Metazoa, Chordata, Aves, Columbiformes, Columbidae. Bases 124 to 1446 code for a protein of 440 amino acids. Gene Ontology annotation, cellular component: extracellular region. The transcript is spliced from 8 exons. The record is from RefSeq and is a predicted model, not a curated record.
UCAGCCAAAGCACUAAGAGAAGGGACACUGUUGCGCCACCAAGCAGUUGGGUGGUUUUUUUUUCAGGUUUUUUUGUGUGUUGACAUUGAGGCCAGGAUUUGCCCUUAAACGAUUUGUUUUCUCAUGAGCAGCUGGACUUUAAACUCCAACAUCUCUCGCGUAGUCAUUUCCGCCAAGAACCGCAGGAAUGCAGGCAGCAGCCAUUGGGCUGAGGGGGUGAUGAUGGCAAGGAGCUCUUGGACGAUAUUGUUUCUUGUCUCUGCCCUUUUCCUUCAGACAGAGCAGACAGUGUUUAUAUCAGCUGAUGAUGCAAAUGAAGUUAUCAAGAGACAGAGGCGUGCCAGUUCCCUACUUUUUGAGGAGGUUCUUCCAGGCAGCUUGGAAAGGGAAUGUCUUGAAGAGAGAUGUACACAUGAAGAAGCAAGAGAAGUAUUUGAAAAUGAUGAAAUGCUCAAAAUGUUUUGGGAUGCCUACUAUGGUGGCAGAAGGUGCUCAUCGAGCCCCUGCCAGCACAACGGCGUGUGCGAGGACAGCAUUCGUGGCUACACCUGCACCUGUGCUGAGGGCUACGAGGGAGAAAACUGUGCUUUCGCUAAAAAUGAAUGUCGCCACCAUGCAAAGGAAGGAUGUCACCACUUCUGCUACCCGGGAAGUAACUCCUACCGUUGUUCCUGUGCUGAUGGCUACGAGCUUGGCAAGGACAAAAAACAGUGCAUCGCGUUAGAUCAAUGUGCAUGUGGCAGACUGCAAGACAGUGAUAAUCUGAUACGUGAAACAAGGAAGAAACACGAUGAGCGAUUUCCUUGGCAGGUCCUGCUGCUAAAUUCAGAAGGGAAGGGCUUCUGUGGAGGAGUACUGCUAAAAAGUAACUUUGUGUUAACUACAGCAGAGUGUGCCCUUCUGCACAGGCAUUUUGAAAUCAGGAUUGGUGCUGGCCCUAAUGGAACAAGUGGAAUUGAGAAGACAAUGCAAGUUAGUGAGAAACACAUACACAUCCGUUACGAUGAAGACACUGGUGAGAACAACAUCGCCUUACUACAACUCCAAGAGCGUGUUGAGUGCAACAACCACCAGCUUCCUGUCUGCAUACCCGAAAGAGACUUUGCAGAACACAUUUUAAUUCCAAAACUGGCUGGUACGGUCAGUGGCUGGAGAAUGGAAGGUGAUGAACUUCAAGGUGAUGAGUUGCAUGUUUCAUACCUUCCUGCUGAGGACUGCAAACAAAUACUCAACAUAAGCCUCACAAACAGGCAGUUUUGUGGACACCUCCAGGAGCCUGUAGACAAACGACUGGCUGGAGGAAGCUUUUUAGCUACCGUGUAUAAAGGUACUUGGUUUCUGACAGGUAUUCUGGGAUCUUGGCCACUAGAAGACACAGACUGGGAAACGCUUCUCUUCACUAACACUGCAAGGUAUAUGAUAUGGUUUAAACAAAAAAUGAAAUAAGUCACAAACACAACCUACUCUCCAGCACCAAACCCCUACCAAUCACCCCAAGAAAACAUUUGUAUGCAGCCAGUACAUCCAUUUGAUUAUCACAAUUUGCAGCAAUGAAAGUCGCAACAAUAUGUAUAUCACACAGAAAAACCUCUUUGUCUUUACUUCCAUUGACACACAGUACUGCGAAAGUCACGAUGUGGUAAACCUAGUUAUUUUACUAAAAACUGACUGGACUUCAA